AUGGGGAGCACCAGCAAGAUGGUCAACUUGUGGAACAGGAGACAGAGUCUCUUCCCCAACUACAAAGUCGCAGAUUCAGAUAUUAAUCGAAGACCUUCUGAGAUUGUUUAUCCACUAGCCAAGGAAAGCUGCGUGAAGACAUGGAACUCCAUGCAGGAGCUGAGCAGAGACAUCUAUGAUAUUUACGCUGAGUAUGAGGAUGAUGAAGAUGACAGUGCUCUGUACAGCUUCUCCAGGCAGAUUUCACCCUCCAAGAGGAACUACAUGAUCAACAUCAAUGUAGGGGGGAAGCCCUAUCAGAUAGCCUACAAGAUGGCUGCCAAGUAUCCCAAGACCAGAAUAGGACGACUGGCUACCUACACUGACCACAACAUGAAGCUGGACCUGUGUGAUGACUACACUGUGACCAACAAUGAAUACUUCUUUGACAGGGACCCGGAUGUCUUCCACAGCAUCUUCAACUUCUACAGGACUGGUGUGCUGUGGAUCAAGGACGAACUGUGUCCCCGCAACUUUCUGGAGGAAAUCAACUACUGGGGCGUGAGGAUCAAGAACACCCACCGCUGCUGCCGCAUCUCCUUCGAAGAGAGGCAGGACGAGCUGAAUGAGCAGCUGAAGAUCCAGAGGGAGCUGGAGGCUGAGGUGGAGAUCGAGGAGAAUGAGGAGCUCUUUCAUGAUAUGUUCAUGGGCCAGAGGCGCCGAGCUAUCUGGAACCUGAUGGAGAAGCCAUUUUCAUCUGUUGAGGCCAAGUUGAUGGCUGUGGCCUCCAGUCUGUUUGUCCUGAUCUCCCUGGUGGCCAUGACUCUCAACACAGUGGAGGAGAUGCAAUACAGAACUCAUACAGGUCAGCUCAGUGGCAAGACACACUGGGAAUACGUGGAGUCCAUGUGCAUUGCCUUCUUCACCAUGGAGUACCUGCUCCGUCUGGUGUCCACCCCAGACCUCAAAGCCUUCAGCAGGAGUGUGCUCAACACCGUGGACCUAAUUGCCAUCCUGCCUCAGUAUCUGCAGGCCAUCCUAGAGUUCUUUGACAAUGAGGAAAACUACAUGAAGCAUGAGGCUGACAUGCAGGCGGUGGGGCAGGUGGGGAAGCUGGGGCAAGUGUUGAGGAUCAUGAGACUGAUGCGAAUCUUUCGUAUCUUGAAGUUGGCGCGACACUCCACAGGUCUGCGGGCUUUUGGCUUCACUCUGCGUCAGUGCUACCAGCAAGUUGGCUGCCUCUUCCUCUUCAUUGCCAUGGGCAUCUUUAGCUUCUCUGCCAUGGUUUACACUGUGGAGCAUGACAUGCCGCACACAAACUUCACCAGUAUACCUCAUGCAUGGUGGUGGGCAGCUGUCAGCAUCUCCACGGUGGGAUACGGAGACGUCUACCCAGAGACCAUACUGGGUCGUCUUUUCGCUUUCAUCUGCAUCGCUUUUGGAAUUAUCCUCAAUGGGCUGCCCAUUUCCAUCCUCUUCAACAAGUUCUCAGACUAUUAUUCUAAACUCAAGUCCAAUGAGUACACAGCCUCCCUGAAGAAAAGAGGGAAAGUGAGAUUUGCCAAGAGGACAAUAAAUAAGCUUAGCGACUGCUUUGGAAACCACAGGUGUCAUUCACACUGA
Toxotes jaculatrix (banded archerfish) is the source of this 1602-nucleotide messenger RNA. Its product is annotated as potassium voltage-gated channel subfamily V member 2-like. Gene Ontology annotation, cellular component: membrane; voltage-gated potassium channel complex. The record is from RefSeq and is a predicted model, not a curated record. Gene Ontology annotation, biological process: protein homooligomerization; potassium ion transmembrane transport. Lineage: Eukaryota; Metazoa; Chordata; Actinopteri; Toxotidae. The coding region runs from base 1 to 1602 and encodes 533 amino acids. Gene Ontology annotation, molecular function: voltage-gated potassium channel activity. The transcript has 2 exons.